CUUGAUGGCGCGUCUUUGUCUCAGAUUGCCCCCGUCCUAGAAGGUAUAUAUUUGUUUACUGUGAAACACUUUUCUUGGUUGUCUAUGCAUGUAAGUCGAUAAGGGGCGAACCUAUUUACGCAAACUGAAGAGCGUACUUACAUCGUGGGUCUUUUAGCAUCCGUUUUAAGUUGUAUUAGCAGGUGAUCAUGUGCGCAUCUCGUACCUGCCUCCUUGCGUCCCUGCCUGCUGCAUGGGCUGCAAAUGAGGCAACGUUUUCACUCCGUGCACCUAUGAGUUUUCCUGGCGAUCUGGCGCUCAGUAACAGCGGUGCGUUCAGCAAAAACACAACAACUGCGGUAGCAUCUGGCCGUGCUACGGAAGUUGGGAGCCAGACGGGCUUCGGUUUCUCUAGAGAAAAUGGUAACAAUGACGGUGGUGGUGCGCAAGAGGACACAAUGCAUCCGGGCGAUGAUGCCCGAUCGCUGCAGAUCCUGCUAGAGACGACGACAGAAGCCCCAAAUUAAGGAGCUUUUACAAUAAGGACUGUAGUACAGGUGCCUACAACUAACUCUUGUGUCUUGUUGGAACUUCAGACCCUUGACGUGGAGGUAGGCGUUUCAGUGCUAAAACUUUUCUGAUAAUAGCUUCUCUAACUUCAACCGAUGGAAAACGAUGACGGGCGUUCCUACUAUUGCGGCGGCGUAGAAGAAGGAUCAGAUCACGAGCGAAUGUGCCUCACCUCAUGCCAGAACAUUAAUCAAGAAGUUGCGCCUCAGUGGUGUUUAUAUCUUUUGUCAAUAUUCUUGUUGAAGACGGCUUCUCCUUCGCAAAUAAGUACCUACAAAUCGUUUGGUGUGAUCGCUUGCUUAUCUCUGGCGCAAUUUUCUGAAGACAGAUGCAGAUGUGGAACAAACCGACACACGCCAUGGCGGUCAUUUGUAAUGAUCAAGUAAUAAGUUAGGCACUUACAGUUACAACUUGCUGCUCAUACUCAGGUUCCAAUUUGAUGACUUCUGUAUCCGGCAAGCGCACACAGCUGAGAAGUGGUACAACAGUGCUAACAAGGAUUGCAGACUGUAUUACGAAUGCCAGUAUGGUUGCGAAGUCCAUGGCGGUGACAGGAUCCGACUGCAGAAUGCAGGGUACAACCUGUUACUUCCCCCUUGUAGUUUCAUGGGCAACAUAGCUUUCCCGAAACGAAACAGAACUCCCAUAUCAUGACAGUGCUGAUUAUGCUAUUGCUAAUAUCGUCCAGAAUAAUCAUCUUCUAGUUGCUGGAGGCCGCCAGGAAAAUUUUAGGCAUCCUGCAUAUUGAUUAGAUUCAAAUUGUCAGUAUUAUAUUCUUGCACUACCUUGUGACUCCUGUAGGUAAGAAGUAACCAAAAAUGGAUGACACUAAACAGGGGCGCGUAUCGAGAGCGGCUCGCGGCAGCAACGCAGAUGGCAAUCACGGAAACGAUGAAAAAGUGCGACGUUCUGAAGUGUACUACAACUACAGAGGGAGUAGAAGUAGGACUUCUUAACUAUGAAGAAGAUGAAUAAUCGUAAUCCGUUGUCGUAAUUAGUAGACAUCAAAGUUCUGUUGAUACAACAGUAGAAGUCUCAUCCAAGUUAGCCUUAGCACAACCCACGAUAAUGAAUCAUCACACAGGUAAAGCCUACUGUGCGAAGGCGGUAUUCUAUACCUGUAGAGAGAUUCAAUUCCGGUCCUUUUGCUUGGGCGAAAAGGCUGCUUUGGACCAGGGACAAGGUUGCGAUGUGAUCUGCAAUUCUGCGCUCAGGCGCUUAGCGGGCAGCAAGUGGAGUACCCUUCUGGGGGCAAUCGCGAUCUUCCUGUAUCUAGCGAUGCAGGAUGCUCGUCGCCGCUCGUGAUGACGAUGCGUUGUUAACAAGAUGAACAUACUUUUCGAUAGUGAGAAGAUUAAACUUUGUAAAUUGUAUAUUCUUGUAGUUCUUAAAUUCUUUCUCGCUUAGAUCUCUGAAAAAGAAAAUUGUAUCCAAAUUUUGUGUGCACGAGCACCUAUUCUAUCUUUUCUAAUUCGUAGCUGCAAUAUAAUUCGAUCCACACAUUCGAUCAUAAAUCCAUUUACUCAGUAAACCCAGUAUUUCCUCAGUUUGAACUGCAUAGUCAUAGAUACCUAUCACAUUCCUCAUAUUUUGUUCUUUCAAAAUUCGUUGAUUCACACUGUAACGUAUGCACAGAUGGAACACAUUUCUAUUAGCGCCUCCACAUGACUACAUGCACAAUUGUGAAAACAUAAGACAUCAACUCCACCUAUACACGAAUGAUUGGACGACGUAGCUCUUGAACAAUAAAUAUUGUUCCAUAAAUUUUCUUUCAAGAUUCACACACCCAUCUCUUCAUCUUGAGCUUUCUUCUCGAUAUUAGAUCAAGUUGGGUUCGUUUAAAGAACUACUGCGGGAGCACGGUUGACUAAGCUUCGAACAGCAUUCGCAAUAUGCCUACACGGAAAACACGACACCCUCAUGAUAAGACCUGGCUAUUUAGCUGGUACUAUGAUCCCUUCAUAAGAUGAAUCAGCCAAAAGUAAAGCGGGUGCAUCGUGGAAGACAGAAAAACUUAUAAUAUAUGUUGUGGCUUGAACAAGAAAGGCCCAGAAGUACGGCACGGGUCCAGCCCAU
This is a messenger RNA of Amoebophrya sp. A25, 2625 nucleotides long. NCBI's taxonomy places the organism in Eukaryota, Dinophyceae, Syndiniales, Amoebophryaceae. The record is from the annotation of a GenBank genome assembly.